Molecule: messenger RNA, 1974 nt
Organism: Miscanthus lutarioriparius
Lineage: Eukaryota; Viridiplantae; Streptophyta; Magnoliopsida; Poales; Poaceae
Source: the annotation of a GenBank genome assembly
AUGCCGCUCAGUAGGGUGGCGGCGGACGACGGCUCCGGCGCCGGCGUGGGCGCAGGGAGGCCGCGACUCUUCGCCGUGCCCAGGCUGCUGGUCGGGCUCGGGGCGCCCAAGUACGGCGCCGCGCCGCCGGACUGUGACCCGGCACCCGCGCUCGCCAUGCUCAGGUGCCGUGCUCGGCAGUUCGUCCUCUUGGUCGUGCUUAGGUGUCGUGCUGGUGUGCUCGCCGUGCUCGGUAGUUCGUCCUUCCAGCGCACCUCAGGAGUAGAAUUUUCCACUCCUCUGGUGGGACGCGCCCGAGGCCGCCUCCUCCGCCAGCCGCAGCUCCUGGACGCGCCACCGCCUGCGCCUGUGCCCAUGUCGGACGACGGGCCGCCUGGCUUCCCGACCAGCGGCGACCCGCCCACGCCGCCGAUGCCUGGGAGCUCCAUCGCGGACGAGGACUUCAUGAUACUGCAGAGGCGCGCCCCGCUCGUCGAGGUCCCUCCUCCCGCCGUCCACCAGGCCCAGCCGACCGAGGGGCCCACCGCAGUCGCGACCAAGCCCAAGAAGUCCCGCAAGCGCGAGCGGGAGGAAGGCGCCGAUGCCGAUGUCGAUGCCAGCCCCGACGCAGUGGACACCGUCGGCGAGCCCAAGAAGAGGAAGAAAAAGAAGAAGCUUUCUGACCUGGACGGCGCCGGCAAGGCCACCGCAGUGGUUCAGGACCCCAACGGGCUUGACCUGACGCAGAAGAGCUACGAGAACGACCCACCGGAGGAGUCGAAGAAGAUGAGCCUGGAUAAGCCCACUGCCGCCGCGGCCGCUGACGGCCAGUCGCCCAAGAAGAAGAAGCCGGCUGCACUGAGGCCUGGCGCAGGCAAUAAUGACCCCACCAAAGCCGGCGUGAAGCGCGGGCCAUCGGACCGCCAGGGGGAGCUGGCCGUGAAGAAGAAAGCCAAGCUCGAGAAGAUCAAGACACUGUCUAGUGAGAAGAAGGCCGCCGGUCUGGAGCAGAAAGACACAGCGGCGGCGCAGCAGCAGGCAGCACGGGCUGCAGGCGGCAAGGACGGCAAGGCCGAGAUGGGUGGUGGUGCGGCGGCCAAGAAGAAGGAGCCGGCGCCGGCACCCAGGGUCCGUACCCCGUCGCUGAUGGCGCUGAUGAUGAAGUUCCCGCUGAAGAGCACACUGCCGUCGGUGGCGUCGCUCAAGGCGCGGUUCGCGCGGUUCGGCCCGCUGGACGUGGACGGCAUCCGCGUGUACUGGAAGUCCCACAUGUGCCGCGUCAUCCACAGGUUCAAGGCCGACGCGGAGGCCGCACUCAGGUACGCCAAGGCCAACGCCAUGUUCGGGCAGGACGGCGGCAAGCUCGAGCCGCCCGCGCGGCCGGCGAGCGUUGGCGGCAAUGGCGCGGACAGCGGCGUCAAGGCUGCCAAAUCCGUGGGGUUUGCUUCUUCCCAGCCUCUGCAGCCGCCCAUGCGCCCAGCGCUGCAGCAGCAGCAGGCUCCACGCGCCGCCGUCACGCAGCAGCUCCCGCCCCCGCCGCCUCUGUCGCUGCAGCAACAUCUCCCGUACCACCAGCCUCGCGUCGCUGACGGGCAUCCACUGGUGUCUCCCCAAGGUCAGCUGCUGGCAUACCCGCAACCUCGCGUCCACGGCGAGGGCCCCUGCGCGCUCCCUGGGCAACCGCUGUCGCCGCUGCCAUACCAGCCUCGCCCCACCGGCUUCCCUGGUGGACAGCAGCAGCAGGUGGGGUACCCGCCUCGCUCCGGUGACAGCCCGCUGCUCCUCGCCGGACAGCAGCAGUUCCCGCCUCGCCCCAGCAAUGCGAACGCCGCCGAGGAGGUCCCGGCGUGGAAGAGGGGGGAGAAGGAGUUCAAGGAGGAGGUGUGGAGGCUGAUGACGGGCAAGUGGAAAAUUCUGCCCCUGACGCCUGGACACAGGGGGCAAAGGGUCGUUCUAUCCCUCCGUUACCGGCACGGAAGUGGUACACAUGACUGA